This is a messenger RNA of Leishmania braziliensis MHOM/BR/75/M2904, 1425 nucleotides long. RefSeq lists its product as hypothetical. The transcript has a single exon. Lineage: Eukaryota; Euglenozoa; Kinetoplastea; Trypanosomatida; Trypanosomatidae. The record is from RefSeq and is a predicted model, not a curated record. The coding region runs from base 1 to 1425 and encodes 474 amino acids.
AUGGUGACUAUGCUCCUUCUCUUCAGCUCUCUCGUACAGGGGUUUUCCUCGAGUGUCGUUAGCAUUUUCAUGAAUGGGGAGCUGGCGCUGCAGCCAGUGGAGGUGGCCCAAUACUGGGCCUACAUCGGGUGCAUGAUGUGGUUUCAGCCCCUUCUAGGGUACAUCUCCGACGCCGUCGUGGUCUUAGGCGAGAAGCGCCGACCACUCUUUGUCUUGGCCGCCGUCCUCAACACAGUCAUCUACGCGGUGUACAGCCUUUUCCCUGGCGCCACCGGUAGCUUUACAAGGUUCGUGGCGUGGUCCAUGGUAAGCCAGCUCUGCACGAUGGGGCUGUACAUCCCGUUGAACGGGUUGGUGGUGGAGGUAGGUCGGCACGACGCGGAAACAGUGGAGGAGAGCAAUGCUCGUAUGAGUGUCAUCAUGUCCGAGACGAUGGUUUGGCGUUCCAUGGGGAGUCUGAUCGGGGCAGUGCUGCACACGUGCCUCAUAGCGUUCUUGUCCGUGCGUCCGCUACUCGGCAUCGCGGGCCUGCUGUUUCUCGUACUCGUCCCGAUUGUUGGCUUCACGCCACGGCACCUUUUCCUCCGCCCCAGUAUGCAAGACGGUAACUUCUGCAGUAGCAUCGCCAAUGCGGGUUGGAUGUUGUGGUCCAACUCCGACGUCCGCAAUCUUCGCAGAGACGGCGUUUGCUUUGUCCUUCUGCUCGCCUUUGUGUUUGUGUACACGAUGAUGCCUGACGCCAGCUCUAUCUACUACAGCUAUCUCUACGUUGUUUUCCAGUUUCCCAACUGGUUCUACUCGAUGAACGGCUGCAUCGCCCACCUCGGCUCUAUGGCUGGCGCUUACGUCUUCUCGUGCUGGACGAACCGACGUGCAAGACAAGAGGCCUGCGGCGGAACCCGCAUGUCUGUCUUCUUCAUAUUUAUGAUGGGCAGUGUGGCGUGGGCAGUGGGGUAUGUGUCUAAUCUCUUGUUGUGCACCGGCUUCAUCACGGGGACACUGGGCAUAUCGGCUGCCGUGUACGUGCCAGUCGACAACUUCUUCACUUCCCUCGUCGCGCGAUUUGCCUUUAUGCCGACUCUGAUCAUGGCUGCUGAGCAUGCGCCGAAGUUCUUCGAGGCAACCGCGUUUGAGGUGUUCAGUGUGGCGAGCAUGGGCGGCGGUAUCGUGUCGGGGUUGCUGACUGGCUGCAUUGCAAAAGGCCUCCGCAUCACUCGCACCGAUUACAGCCAGUUGUGGGCGCUCAUUUCCGUCUCGAUUGUGGCGAGGCUGAUGCCGAUCUUCUUGGCGUACCUUUUGCCAGAACGGCGCGCUUCUCGCGGUGGUGAGGGCCACCUUGACGACGCUGUCGUAGUAGUAGGGCACGAGGCGAGCGAUAGCUCAGUUAAGGCUGAUGGCGCCACACCCUGGACAUGGGUGACUUAG